CUUGAAUUUGGACUUCUGGCCUCCUAAACUGUGAGAAAAUAAAUUUAUGUUUAUUAAAAGCCAUCCACAUGUGGUAUUUCUGUUAAAGCAGCACUAGAAAACUAAAACAGGGUUUUAACAAUGAAAUGAACAUAACCAAUAGGGUUCACUUUGUAAGAAGCUAACAAUAAAAGGAAGGAAUGGAUGUUAUUGCAUUUAGUUAGUCAGAGUAAGUGAAAGGAACCUCCUUUGAUAUUAGACCCUCUGACCUUUUAGGCAAGUAAUUUGUGCUUUCUGAGCCUGUUUGCACAUCUCUGAAAUGAGUUACUGGGUAAAUUGUGGAUUAAAUUUUUCCGUGGAUCAAACAUGUACAGGGAGAGAGUUGGCGUUCUCCCUUCCUUAGGCAACCAUUUCCUCCAGGGCCCUCCCUGCUUUAUAAAAACUGACAUUUUUUAUUUACAGUGGAGUCAUUGAUGAUUCUCUUUUUUAUUCUACUAAUAUAGUGCUUGAAGGAUACAUUUGCAUUUUUGUUUCCCACGAGAGUUAGCUCCUAAUGGAUGAAAACAACAUGCAGCAAAAUCUACUUUAAAAACUAACUUCACUAACUUGAAUGGACAUAUGGAUCACCUGGGGAUCUUGUUAAACUGCAGAUUCUGACUGAGGAGAUCUGGUGUAAGGCCCAAGAUUCUGCAUUUCUAAGAAGCUUCCAGUGUGCAAGUGUGGUUGAUGGGAAUUUUGAAGAAGUUACCAGCACAGUAAUUAAGUUUAAGCCUCCAUUAUACAGACAGCGUUAUCAGUUCGUUAAAGAUUUAGUGGAUCAACAUGAACCCAAGAAGGUCUGGUACCACUCCUGUUUGGUUCUGGAGGUGCACGCCGAUUUGCUGCUGCUUGGCUGCACCAGAUGUGGUUGCAGACUUGGGUUGUGGUGAUACUUCGCUCUUAUGGAUGCUAAAAUUCCACAAGUGCCUUGAACUGCUUGUUGGAGUAGAUACCAAUGAAGAUAAAUUACGACGGAAAGAGUAUAAGUUGUCUCCCCUCGUUGGGGACUAUCUAAAACCCAGGGAGAGGACGUUGACUGUUACCUUGUAUCAUGGCUCUGCUGUGGAGAGAGACUCCCGUUUGCUUGGAUUUGACUUGAUAACAUGUAUUGAAUUAAUAGAACAUUUGGAUUCAGAAGACCUGGCCACAUUUCCCGAAGUGGUGUUUGGGUUCUUGUCUCCAGCCAUGAUCGUCAUCACCACGCCAAAUUCUGAAUUCAAUCCCCUGUUUCCAGCAGUGACUUUAAGAGAUUCCGAUCACAAAUUUGAGUGGAACAGAAUGCAGUUUCAGACCUGGGCUUUGGAUGUGGCAAACCUCUAUGAUUACUCGGUGGAGUUUACUGGCGUGGGGGACCCACCUGCCGGAGCUGAGAAGGUUGGGUACUGUACACAGAUAGGAAUCUUCAGGAAGAACAUGGCAAAGGCAGCUGAGUUGUGUGUCCCCGAGGAGCAUGGUGAACACGUUUAUAAAGUCGUUUUUACUGCCACAUACCCAAGUCUGCAGCAGAAAAAGUACCGCCAAUAUGCAGUGGUUAAUGAAGUGAUUUCCCAAGUCUAUGAUAUGAGGAGGAAUCUUCUGGAAAGUCUGAAGCUGCAGGAUGACAAGGACUUUGCAGGUGUGCCGGAAGACACUGGCACCUCAGAGGCCCCUUGUCAGUGCUUCCAGCCAGUCCUCACACAGUUAAAUGCUAACAUGGAGAAGACUCCCAAGCCCUUCUGUGUUGGAAAUGUGUUUUAUGUACCCCUGGAAAGACUCUUCUCAUUGCCCAAAGUCCAACAUUUAUGUAUUAACGUAGAGAUGCUGAAAACUCUAAUUGCCGACGCAGUGAUGUUGAACAGCGAUGGUUCCGCAGUGAUGGUCGAUAUACAUGAUGAGGGUAGUGAUGACUGAGCAUCCUUGUUUCUUGAAAUUCAAGAUCUUAGCAAUAGUUGGACUCAUUUAGAAUUAAUACUAUUUUUUUGUGUAGUCAUAAUUCAGGCAACUUUCUUUUAAAGAGCUAAGUUUUGAUAGAAAAGGCCAUCUUCCAGGCCAGUGGACAAAUAUGUUUGACUUAACAGCCAGACUGCCUGCUGUAAACCUGAAAAAGAUAUUAGGGCUAAACCAAAAAUGGUGUGCUUUCCUUUGAAAUUAAAAUUUUUCUUCCAUAUUUUCUCAAAAACGAAGAAAAAUAGUGGGUGUGGUCAUAUUUUACAGACUGUUAAUUUAGAACUUAUCUACCUAACCCAAUUUUUUUUUAUAUGUGCUUUUUUGGGGGUAGGGAUAGGGAGUUAGUUCAUAAUGUGUUCAUUACUUGAAGUUUUAUGUGAUAGGACCAUAUGCUUAAUGUGACAUUAAAGAUUUAAAAGAAAAUCGGAUUAUCACGUAUAGUGUUUACAGCCUGACUCUACAU
Trichechus manatus latirostris (Florida manatee) is the source of this 2407-nucleotide messenger RNA. RefSeq names its product HEN methyltransferase 1 (gene HENMT1). Gene Ontology annotation, molecular function: RNA methyltransferase activity; O-methyltransferase activity. The record is from RefSeq and is a predicted model, not a curated record. Lineage: Eukaryota; Metazoa; Chordata; Mammalia; Sirenia; Trichechidae. Gene Ontology annotation, cellular component: nucleus; cytoplasm. The transcript has 9 exons. The coding region runs from base 802 to 1908 and encodes 368 amino acids. Gene Ontology annotation, biological process: RNA methylation; piRNA processing; siRNA processing.